Messenger RNA from Hibiscus syriacus, 382 nucleotides. RefSeq names its product protease Do-like 2, chloroplastic. The record is from RefSeq and is a predicted model, not a curated record. Gene Ontology annotation, molecular function: serine-type endopeptidase activity. Gene Ontology annotation, biological process: proteolysis. The transcript has 4 exons. Bases 104 to 382 code for a protein of 92 amino acids. Lineage: Eukaryota; Viridiplantae; Streptophyta; Magnoliopsida; Malvales; Malvaceae.
ACUGGUGGCUAAGGCACGGUAUUCUUUGGCGAGGUUCAAAGGGGAACAGAUUGUAAUCCUAUCACAGGUAUUGGCAAAUGAAGUGAACAUUGGAUACGAGGAUAUGGGUAACCAGCAGGUAUUGAAGUUCAAUGGAACUCGAAUAAAGAACAUCCAUCACCUGGCACACCUUGUUGCUUGUUGUCAAGACAUAUAUAUGGUUUUUGAAUUUGAAGACAAUUACCUAGCUGUCUUGGAGAGGGAAGUAGCUGUGGCCGCCUCACCUCGCAUUCUAAAAGAUUAUGGCAUUUCAUCCGAAAGAUCUGAUGAUCUUUUAGAACCAUACGUUGAAUCACUUGAAGACAACCAAGCGAACAAGCAUGACUUUGGAGAUAGGCUUUGA